CUGGACUCCGGUCAAAGAUUUUGGUCUGCUUGCUUUUCGCUUCUCGGGGCAGGGAAAGAGGACUCCGAGGGUUUACCAAAAAGAAAUAUCUUCUGUAUUGCCGCGUUUUCUUGCUCUCUCUCUCUCUCCUCUUAAUUUUUGUGGAAUCGAUAGAGGGAAUAGCGUGUUACGGAUUUGGUUUUGAUGAUGUUGGAAAACUGAUGAUCUAGAGGUCAGAAAUAGCGAGUGGGAGAUAGAAAUAUCGAAGCUUGGUUGUGUUGUUGAUAAGGGGGAAAUAAUUUAUGAUUAUGGGUAAGAAAAAGCCACAAAAAACGAAAGAACUAUCGGUGGCAAUAGCUGAAGCUUCAUCGACAGGAACCGGAGAUGACACCCAACAGCCUCAGACUCAGCAACAAAAUCAACCUCAUACUCCUCGAAAAAGAGGAAGGCCUCGUAAGAUCACUGAGAAAACAGAAAUAAGCAAAGAAGACAUAGCAGAAGAAGCAGGAGGUGGGGCUGAAGUUUCAGAAAGCUUAUCGAAAAAAGGCAAAACCAUCGAGGGAGAAGAACAAGGUCAAGAACAGGAACAACAACAACGUCAUGCGCAGCAACAAGAGGGAUCAUCGGCAUGCACACAGUUCUCAAAGGACCCAAAAGGCGAGCCUUCGAGAAGCAGAGCUAGGCGGAAAAGCAAACCCAGAAAGAGCAGUUAAUACCUCAACUCACAAUCAUUCCUCCUUUUCUCCUCUCUUCUUUUCCUUAUUUUCAUUAAGAAAAAGGAACAAUUAUUGUGUUUCAUGGUUUGGCUUGGGUUUUCAACGAUUGGUAUUGCGGAAAAAUGAUAAAUUUCGGGAAGCGCAAGUAUAAAAGAAAUCACUUUGCGUGCGUGAUAGCUCAUGAGUUUAAUCCUAUUAUUCGUUAUCCGAACGCGGUCAGAAAGAAAGAUAAGAUUACUGGUUUGUAUUAAUUUGCCGCUUAAAGUAGCAGCUGUGUUAUCGUCUUCAUACUUUCUGCUAUCGCAAUCCUCUCAAUUUGAUUGCUUGCCAUUGUUACGUUACGGGGUAAAGGGAUUAUUUCUUUAUUCCUGUUUAGUCCCCCCUUCCUGGUUGUAGAAUUA
This is a messenger RNA of Neltuma alba, 1096 nucleotides long. RefSeq lists its product as uncharacterized. NCBI's taxonomy places the organism in Eukaryota, Viridiplantae, Streptophyta, Magnoliopsida, Fabales, Fabaceae. Bases 282 to 692 code for a protein of 136 amino acids. The transcript has a single exon. The record is from RefSeq and is a predicted model, not a curated record.